AAAAUAAGCUGAUCAGCUGAUCUGACCUGGCAACAAAAUAACGUAGCUAGAGAAAUCUGCCAGGGAGGGGGCUGCUGAAGAACAAAACAAUGACACUGCUCGGAAGGAUUUAGACACAGGAACACUUUUUUUUUAUUUUAAAGACUUUGUAACGCCGUCGAGCGGAUCUUCCUCCCGUCGCAAAGUGAAGAAAGAGUCUGCGGGUACCCGAGCUGCGGACGUCGGCUGGCUGUUGUUUUUGUUGAUAUGUUGUUACAGCUCAGUUGACAGACCGGAGGCUAGCUGCUCGUCAGGACGCGCUACGUACUAGCAGGACCCGCUGGCUCGCUCGCUGCAGUUGUUUCUUCUGGGGGGGAAACAAAGUUGAAACCGUCCGUCGAAGCCGAGCAGCUGUGAAAGUGCGUUUUGCGGCUCAUUGUUGCCAAAUUGUCUACCGACUUUGCCUGCGAGCCGCCGAGGGGUCGUUACUUGCCUGCUAGCCUGUUGUUAGCAUCAACAUUUGCACAUUUCGUCUCAUUCAGGGAGAGUUCAUUGUCUCGGCUGCCACAAGCUACCUGCAUAUGUUACCCUGUGUUGUUUUAGCGUCGUCCUCUGGCAUUCGGGUGUAUUUUAUGUAACGCCGCGGCUAAGUGCUAACUUUAUUACAUGAGCAGGCUAAGUGUUGGUGGCACAAAGAUAUCAGGUGUUCCUACAGGAGACGGCUGUUUCUGCUCCAUCGCCUCACUGUUCAGUUGCACUAGAUGGUAUUACUAAAUUCGUGUUGAAGUGUUUUCACAUCCAUGCUGCCAGAGUUAAUUUGAUAUAUUUUGUUGUAUGCAAGUCUGUGGGAUACUAUGCAGCUGUUUUAAGUUGAUUUGGUUGUUGUUGUUGUUGUUGUUUUGGGGGGUCAUUUCAGCCGUCAGCAUCACUGCAUGUUGUGCGUUUUUGUCAUUAACUGCUACUGUCAGUUGCUGGGUGCUGCUGUCAGAGGUGAUCCAAUAAGCACUGCUCUGUAUUUAUCUUGCACGAAACGAUGAGUGGGCAUGGCUCAUCCUCAGAAAAGGGAGUCAAUACUAGUCUAAUAUGUCAAGAGAGUUAUGCCUGUGGUGGCUCUGAGGAGGCUGCGUUUGAGUGCGAUGAGUGCAAGAGCUUGCAGUGUGUCCGCUGCGAGCUCGAGCUCCACAAUCAGGAGCGUCUGAAGAACCAUGAGAGGGUUCAGAUAGGCCCCGGGCACGUACCUUACUGUGACAACUGUAAAGGAGGUAACGGAGACGGUGGCAAACGCCACAGAUCUGUGGUCCGCUGCCAGAACUGCAAGGUCAACUUGUGCCAAGACUGUCAGAAGCGCACCCACAGCGGGGGCAACAAGAAGAAACACCAGCUCACAUCUUACCCUCCGCCACCCAAACCUUCGGUGGUCAGCCCUGUCCAGACGCCUGACCCCGUCCCUGUCCAAAUCGCCGAUGAGACCAAAUCUCAGAGAGCAAAACUUCUGGAGAAGGUUUCCAGUUUUCUCUUGGUUGACGAGAAUGAGGAAAUGCAGAUAAAAGAUGAUGCUUCGUUCAUAAAGCGCCUGAGCUGCGAGCCCGACCAGCUGCUGAAGGUGGUGUCCAUCUUUGGCAACACAGGAGAGGGCAAGUCUCACACCCUGAACCAUGCCUUCUUCAUGGGCAGAGAGGUGUUCAAGACUUCUCCCACACAGGAGUCCUGCACCGUGGGCGUGUGGGCAGCGUUUGACCCCUACCGCAACGUCGUGGUCAUCGACACAGAGGGGCUGCUCGGGAACAGUUCCAAACAGGGCCAGAGAACCCGCCUCCUGCUCAAGGUGCUCGCCAUCUCCGACCUCAUCAUUUACCGCACCCACGCCGACCGCCUCCACGAUGACCUGUUCAAGUUCCUCGGGGAUGCCUCGGAUGCUUACUUGAAGCAUUUCACCAAGGAGCUGAAGGCCACGACGGCCCGCUGUGGCCUGGAUGUCCCGCUGUCCACGUUGGGCCCUGCGGUGGUCAUCUUCCAUGAAACGGUCCACACUAAACUGCUUGGUUCAGACAAGUCAUCUGAGUCAGUAGAUCGGCUGCUGUUGGAGCGCUUCAAGAAGCUUUCCCGUUUCCCAGAGGCCUUCAGCUCUGUCCAGUACUGGGGCACGCAGACUCUCAACCCACCUACCGACUUCCGUGGCCUGCAAAAUAAACUGGAGCAGCUCCUGGAUAAUAACGCCACCCGUUCCCCACGCACCCCUGUGGUCAUCUUCAAAGCCCUGCAGGCGUUGAGUGAGCGCUUUAAUGGGGAAAUUGCAGGAGAGCUUGUUGCCCACAGCUGCUUCUUUCCUGAUGAGUACUUCACCUGCUCCAGCCUGUGCCUCAGUUGUGGAUCUGGCUGCAAGAACAGCAUGAACCACUUAGGAGAAGGGGCUUGCCAUGAGGCGAAGCAUCGCUGUCGUUAUUCUGUACAGUAUGAUAAUCGCAUUUACACCUGUAAGGCCUGCUAUGAAGGGGGAAAGGAAGUGAUCGUUGUCCCAAAGACCUCAGCUUCCUCUGACUCUCCAUGGUUGGGCCUUGCCAAAUACGCCUGGUCUGGAUACGUCAUCGAAUGUCCCAACUGUGGGGUGAUCUAUCGGAGCCGUCAGUACUGGUAUGGGAACCAGGACCCUGUGGAUACGGUUGUCCGCACUGAGAUCCAGCAUGUAUGGCCGGGGUCUGAUGGUUUUUUAAAGGACAAUAGCAAUGCAGCGCAGCGUCUCCUGGAUGGAGUCAACCUAGUGGCCCAGUCGGUGUCAGAGCUCAGUGUCAAGCCUGCCAAGGCCGUCACCUCUUGGCUGACAGACCAGAUCGCCCCGGCCUACUGGAAACCCAACUCCCUCAUCUUGGUGUGCCAUAAGUGUCACACAGUCUUCCAGGACAAUGACACCAAACAUCACUGCCGUGCCUGCGGGGAGGGCUUCUGCGAUGGCUGCUCGUCCAAAGCUGCUCCUGUCCCUGAGAGAGGCUGGGGUCUUGCCCCUGUCAGAGUCUGUGACGUCUGCUACGAGCAGAGAGCCUCAUACGCAGAAAUGCUUGAGGCCGAGCUCGAGGAGGAAGAAGGUGGAACCCUGGCCAGGAAGGUUGGAGAAGCAGUGACCAACACUAUAGGCGUUGUGGUCACUGCUAUUGACAUCCCACUUGGUCUUGUGAAAGACGCUGCCCGUCCUGCCUACUGGGUGCCCGACCAGGACAUCCUGUCGUGCCACAACUGCCAACGCGAGUUCACUGCCAAGCUGUCCAAGCACCACUGUCGCGCCUGUGGCCAGGGAGUGUGCGACGACUGCUCCCCUGAACGCCGGACGGUUCCAUCGCGGGGCUGGGACCACCCUGUGCGCGUUUGCACCAGCUGCAAUCAGAAACCUGGAGAACUUUAACAGAGACGGCCUUCCUUCCUCGGAGCACCAGAGAGAACCACUGGCUCACUCAGCUCGCAGUCUGUCACUGCUUUACCUCUGUUACUCUAAUGGUUCUGUCUCGUAUCUGUGGAAAGGAAGUUUUUAGGCAUAUACAUAUAUAUAUAAAUAUAGGACAAUUAGUAGAUUUGGGAUUUCAGAGUUCCUGUGGCCUUUGUAGAACAGCCAGAACAUGUGAGUUACUUGACUGAGUGUGAAAUUUCCACUCUGAUUAUUCACAGAGUGAAUAUUUUAAUUCUUCUUGACACAAAUCCCUAAUUUUAUGUUAAAUAAGGCUGCUGAGCUAUUUUUCUACUAUCAGAAAAUAUUAUAAAAAAAGUAUCAUUUAAAGAUAUUAGUUAGCUGAGAACCCCGUGGGGUCGGUGUGAGUAGUUUCCAGCAAUUCUUAUUAAUAAGCAUUGUUUCUCUGAUGUCGUACGUGUAAUGGCGAGGAGAUAUUUUAUAUCCAUGCAGGUAUAACUUGCAGGUUCCAUUGCAUGCUGUACUGCAACAUUUUUAGUUUUUGCACUAAGCCUUUUUCAGCUGUUAUAGGCUGUUGCUUACCAUGGCCAAAAUCCAGAUAUCCCCAUGAUCAAGUAGUCUGUCCCAAAUGAGCUGAAAUCUACUCAAGCAGGUCCAGGCUGUGGAUAUCUGGUGUGCCAAAAAUCAUUCAGGUCACUGUGUCUGUGCUGGUAUAAUGUUUAUAUUUUAUCAUGUACUUUGUGGUUGUAUGAAGACAUAGAACUAUGUUAGAGGAGUGUACAUUUGAAUUGUUGAAAAUUAUUUAUGUAUUGAGGAUACAAAAAAAAAACUUAUUAGCACUCUGGCAUGCAUGACAGUCGGAUAAAUCCAUGGCCUUUUACAUGUUCAGAGGAUGGUCUCUGAACUAACCUCACUGUCUGUUUUACCGAGCGGCAUUUUAGUGUUCACAUGUGUCAUAAAAUGUCUGUACUUCAUGGUCAAAUUUGUUUUCCUGACACCUUGGUAUUAAUUGUUUGUCUUGAUAUUGUUUAGCUGAACUUGAAAACACCCAAAUUGGUCUUCGAGCCAGUUUCAUGGAUCACAUUCACACUUCUGUAGGUACAAUCUGACAGGAUAAUUGUCCUGACCAAGGUCAACACAUUUUUUGUUCCGUUUUUAGCUUGACAAAGCUCGUUUUUCCGUUAUCUUGCAUCCGUUAUUGAAACACAUUGUAUAUGUUCUUUUUUGGGUUUUUGUUUGACAUGACUAACUGUAUUGAUAUUUAUAUACUUUUUAAUGCCUGUAUGUGAACCACCCAUCCUCCCCAUUAUUGUUUUUGUCUUUAUUUUCUUUUGUCUUUUCAGCAUUACACAUAAAGAAUUGAUGCUCAAAUGUGACAGCGAGGAGAUAUUGAACCAUAUUUCGUGACCGAGAGCUUUAACUUGUCUUGCAUCAUUGCUAGUUUUAAGUUGCUGAGUAAUGAGUCCGUCACAUCUGGAUGUCAUAUAAAGCACAAGGUGAUGCCUUUAACACAUAUGCUUGUAUUUUGUUGUUAAAAAUGAGAGAGAAAAAAAAGGGUGUUUGUUGAUUGUAAGCCUUGUAGAUAAAGUUAAUUCUCCCUUUGCUCCUUACGUGGAACUUUUUGGUUCUGAUGUCUGAUGAGAAGAUGUUGUGUCUGCCUUGUCUCAAAAUAGAUUUAUCUGUCUGAAUGUUGCAUCACACACACACACACAGACACACACACACUCCUUUGAGAUACUAAUUUUGCACAGUAUAGAAUAGCAAACACGUCAUGCCGGAUUACUUGUACUGGAGUUCAUUCCAAUGCAAAUUUGUGCCGUCUGUUGCUUCAGAUAUACUUUGUGGUGUCCAGUUUAUUUUUUCAAUAAGAUUUGGGUGCUAUCAUCAACACUUCUCACCUACACACACACACAG
Acanthopagrus latus (yellowfin seabream) is the source of this 5287-nucleotide messenger RNA. RefSeq names its product zinc finger FYVE domain-containing protein 1-like. Gene Ontology annotation, molecular function: zinc ion binding. Lineage: Eukaryota; Metazoa; Chordata; Actinopteri; Spariformes; Sparidae. Bases 1013 to 3373 code for a protein of 786 amino acids. The transcript has 11 exons. The record is from RefSeq and is a predicted model, not a curated record.